Molecule: messenger RNA, 1351 nt
Organism: Scaptodrosophila lebanonensis
Lineage: Eukaryota; Metazoa; Arthropoda; Insecta; Diptera; Drosophilidae
Gene: r2d2
Exons: 3
Coding region: 211-1161 (316 amino acids)
Source: RefSeq, a predicted model, not a curated record
UUCUUGCGUGUAUGCAGUUUAAAAUUGUAAAUCGCACUUUUAAUAACCGUGAUUUGAAAAAGACCAUCGUUAUCGGUAUCGGCCCGCACUCACACCUAUUUAUCACCGCCUGCUGGCCGGGCAUUCCAGACGGCAGCGCUACUACAACUUCAUGAAUUGGCGGAGACGUCUAAAUAAUACAUUGCAAGGUAAGCGGCUGAACGAGUUUGGAUGGAGAACAAAUCGUCUGUCUCUGCUCUUCAAGAAUAUUGCGCCCAAAACAAAAUAGCAGCCCCAGUGUACGAAUAUAUUGAUGGUGAAGAGGGUGGUUACGUGUGCAAAGUAACGCUUCUUGACAUCGAAGCGUAUGGCAACGGUCGAUCAAAGCGAGACGCCAAGCAUUUAAGCGCUCUAAAUGUACUACGUAAAAUUAAAAAAUUGCCUGGAACUAAGCUCGGCGGAGAUGGUGAUGGCAACGAAUACAGCGGGGAGAUACCCGGCAUCGAUGAGUUGGUCGACGAAAUGGGCAAUCACAAUCGCGACAUGCUAAAGGAACUGCGCGACUUCUGUGUCAGUCAUGACAUGCCAUUGCCCACCAUUGAAAUAGUCCAACAAAGCGGCUCCCCCAAUGCACCCCAAUUUGUGGCCUGUUGUGCUGUGGCUUCAAUCAAACGCUACGGCAAGUCCGACAAGAAGAAGGAUGCACGUCAGCGCGCCGCCACCGCUAUGUUGUGCGUCAUCUCCCAGGAUUUGAAUGAUUUGCGUACACACACCUCCCAGUUAAUACCCGUAAACAAGGACCCUGGCAACACUAUUGAGGACAUUGAAUCGGAGCGUCGUCUCAAGUUCAAGACAUAUCGCGAGCUAACCGACUCGGGCAAUACCGAGAACACCAGCACCAAGCUAUGCGAUCGUCACAAUUACUUUAAAAAGUUCUUUCCUAAUCUAAAAACAGCCGCUAUUGAAGUUAUGAACUCGGGCGAUUAUACGACAAACAAAGAUACGGUGCUGGCUAUGCUCGAAGCUCUCAAGCUGACCCCACGCAUAACCACAUUCGACUCCGGCACCCUGGAGCCAUUGUUGCUAGUCGAACUGAACUGUGACUAUGAUUGUGUAUUCAUGGGCUUGGAAAGUCAAAUUUAUGGUCAAAUACUAGCUUAUUUCAAUGACAUGUUGAUUUAGAUUUAUAAACCAUACUUGUACAUAUAUAUAUAACAUUUAUUUUAACUAUGGGUUACCUAAAACUAAAAAUACUUAUUUACAUUGCGUGUGUGUGUGUAAUACGUGUGUAAUUGCAAACAAUUUGAAAUAAUGCACAUUAAUAUAUUCUCGCAUGUAUUCUAUACUUUGUACGAUUCCUAAAUAUAGUACA